AUGAUAGCAUUGAAACCGCUUCCUGCUUCUCUUGACGUUGUCAAGUUUGCUCAAGCUCGCGCAUUUGAAAUCGAUGCUAUGGAACGUACCAUGCGAACUACAAAAGAUGCCGCAUCGAGUCGCGCCUGGCAAUCCCUCCCGCGUCAUCUUAGGCGAAGAGCAGCCAGUCAUAACAUCCGCCGGGUCCCAGCUCGUCUGCGUGAGAGAGCUCGCAAAGAGAUGGAUCCAGUGAAGAAGAAACGCCUCAAUGCCUUGAUAGCAAAAGCCGGCAAGUCCAAGCAUCAGACUCGUAGCGAAAAAUUUCAGGCCAGGCAGCGUCCGGUAAGCCUCGUCAACAAGCGGUGGCUCGAAACGCAUAUUUGGCAUGCAAAACGUAUGAAAAUGGAGAACAAAUGGGGAUAUAGACUGUCGCUGCAUCCCACCGAGAAAGCUUUCCGUCCGUCCCAUCGAGCAGCAGUCCACGGCUGCAUAUUGCACGAUUCGUCAUACAUCGGGACUUUGGAAAUAAAAGCAUCACAGGAAAUUCUCAAGCGGCUAAUUUACAAGGUCUGCAACCCUCAAGGGAUUAGUGCAGCAGCUGCUCGGUAUACAAAUGGAUCUCGUGCAUGUUCAACUGAGCUUUAUGAAAGUUCAAAGUACCCCUUGGGAUUCAUCGCACCUGCUAAAAUACUUUGGAUGCCAUUGGAAGACAAGACCGCAAGCCAGCAGCCUCAAGGGACAAAGGUACAGGAUAUCGGGUCGGGACAGCGCACCUUAUGGAUACGAAUUCAUCCAUCAGCGUAUGAUAUGGCUUCAAAGAAUGUGACUAAUACUGUUAUGGAAAUUCUGGAGUCGGAGCGAAAGGCAGGGAACCCUUCUGUCUCCGUAGAGAUUGCAGACCUUCGCAGUCACCUGGUGUCCUUCGAUUUGGUCGGUCCUAAAUCAAGCCAGGUAAUCCACGGUGCUUUCGGAUUGGACGGGACCCAGAAGGCUGCUAUCAAGAAACAGUUUUGGAGUGCCUUGGGCAAGCUUGUGACUCCAGCAUCCUGUCCCCGCGAUCUUGUUGCUGGAUUACAGGUGCAUGAUCCGAGACUCAAAUUCCCUCCCAAAAACACAUCCGUCAAGGAAGGCGAGAACAACCUACCUAUGGAUAUCUUUACUAUAAACCCGAGUGCCUCACUGGCAUCUAGUUCUCUGUGGUCGGAGCCAGUUCGCUCCCGCUUGGCAAAGCCUACUUUCAAGAAGAAGGAUCUCGACGAAAGACGCGCAAAGCAACUCAUUCCGGGAACCCCCUUAACACCACUUCGUCAGGACGAUCGCAUUCCAAUCAUCCUGGUUCAAGGAUCCAAUGAAGUAUCACCGGCUCCGGGCGUCAAUCAGAAUUCUGCGAGUGCGGUCCAUGGCUGGACUCUCUUAGCUCCGCAAGGUUGGGGCAUGGCAUUACUGUCUUCCCUUGUUUUUACUGGAACUCGAGUCGGAGGCCUGAGAGAAGUCAAAUCUCAAUGGUUUGAAUCGGGACUUCCUUACUUCCCUGACGACUUCUCCGGGACGAUAUUAGGCACCGAUAACCAGCGCUCUGUCGGGAAAGAAGCAGAGGCGAAGUGGAGCCGCACGCCGCCAGCGAAGCGGACCUCGUUUACGACUCUAGGAACGAGGAGCCCAUUUCAACCAGACUGGAAUGUUGUAUGUGGACUAGUUCAACCAGUAGAACGGUCCGAAGGCUUUGAGCCCACUCAACGGAUGGAAGAGGACCAAGUCGACCCAUGGCUACUACAUGGUCAAGGGACACAUGAGAUUGUGCUUGAAUUGGUCGGCGUGGUCGAUCCCGCAACAACCAUGAUACAGCUUCUCGAUGCUGCUCGCCAAAGUCGGGGACUUACACCACUCACGACCGACCCUCAAGUUCUUUACUGCAGCGGACUGGUACUCGUCAAAAUCACUAUGCAAGGGCGUGGAAUUCCAAGUGACAUGUCCAUGAUCUACGACGUCUCUGACAAAGAACUUGAGUCUUGGGAGAAUGGGGUCAGCGAGCGGACCUUCCAAGGACCAGCUCCCGCAGACGAAAUUAUCGGAUAUGUCACCACCGGCCGACCCUCCCUCGUGCGAGGGUGCGGUAUGGGAAUAGGUGCAGUGGCCCUAUCCAGAGUUGUUCGGUCCAUGAGCAGAGUCAGUCAUAAAACCCUUCAAGGGCACCUAGUCAAGAUUCGCGAAGCACACGGAGAAGUUUACUGGCCGGCUCUCCUUGAUGUCAUCUAA
Molecule: messenger RNA, 2235 nt
Organism: Serendipita indica DSM 11827
Lineage: Eukaryota; Fungi; Basidiomycota; Agaricomycetes; Sebacinales; Serendipitaceae
Source: the annotation of a GenBank genome assembly